This is a messenger RNA of Rotaria sordida, 1044 nucleotides long. NCBI's taxonomy places the organism in Eukaryota, Metazoa, Rotifera, Eurotatoria, Philodinida, Philodinidae. The record is from the annotation of a GenBank genome assembly.
AUGAAUGAUUAUUUUUCUAUUGUAUCAACACUUUACUCGUUUUUCACCGAAUCAGGUGUGACCAAUAAGUUCUUUAAAAAAGCUCAAGAAGAUUUACAAUUAACACAAGCCUCAGUUUUAAAAUUAUGGGCUAUUACUCGCUGGGAUUCCAGAUGGCAAUCUAUCGAAUCUGUUAUUAAAAAUUAUCCAGCAUUAAUACUAGCAUUACAAGAUUUAAUUGAAGAAGAUUCAGGAACAAGAUCGAUAAAUGCGACUGGUCUUUUAGUCCACUUGAAGAAAUCUAUCUUUACUAUUUCAUCAUUUAUACUUCAAAAACUAUUGGGAAUUACUACAAUUCUUAGUGAUCAAUUAAAAAGUCCAUCGCUUGAUUAUGCUCGAAGUGAAUAUCUUAUAUCUUCAAUAAUACAACAAAUAGCAGAUUUAAGAAAUCAACAAUCAUUUGAUUAUAUUUAUUGUCACGCUACAGAAUUUUGUACGUUAAAUAAGAUUGAUUUAGUUGAGCAAUAUAGGCCACGUCGAACAACAACUAUUCCGGCUCGAUUUGAAGAAUGUAUAAUUCCAUCUACACUUGGUCAACGUGAAGUAUUAUCAACACCAAUUGAUUUUUGUGAAAAUCUUUCUACGGUUUAUCCGGAUAGCGAAAAUUUUCUAAAUAUUGAUGAUGUUAAAAUGUUUUGUGAUCAUAUAGAUGGUGAUUUACAGGCAAUUAAAAAUGAAUUUCUGGUAAUUAAACCAAUGAUUAAAAGUAAAUCAGUUACUAAUAUUAUUGAAUUUUUGGAUGAAUUAUUGCCGAUGGUAGGUACAUUUCCGAACACUAUUCAAAUGAUUAAAGCUGCAAUAACAAUGCCAGUAUCACAAGUUACAUGUGAAAGAAGUUUUUCCAAGAUGAAAUUAAUAAAGACGUAUGCACGAAACACUAUGAAUGAUGAUCGCCUCAGCGAUUUAACAGUUUUAGCAACAGAACGUUCAUUUGAAAUAGAUUUUGAGCAAGUGGUAGAUGCUUUUGCAAACAAUCAUAAGAACAGUAGAAUCAUUUUACGUUAA